This is a messenger RNA of Amblyraja radiata (thorny skate), 4801 nucleotides long. RefSeq names its product cell migration inducing hyaluronidase 2 (gene cemip2). The transcript is spliced from 24 exons. The record is from RefSeq and is a predicted model, not a curated record. NCBI's taxonomy places the organism in Eukaryota, Metazoa, Chordata, Chondrichthyes, Rajiformes, Rajidae. Bases 626 to 4765 code for a protein of 1379 amino acids.
GACUCAGGAGCCUUUGUGUUGAACACAAAGGGAUAAUACAGCACACAGGAAUUUAGAUUGCAAUUGAGAGAAGUGUAUAAAAACAUGGGUUAUGAAAAUAGCCUUGCUGUUCCUAGGGUGCCCAUUAGAGGCCGUAAGAUACUCGCUUCAGGUUGAAAAUAGGAAAGAAAAGGAUUUACAACUCAAGUGAAAAAAAAUCCGUGACGCCGAAGCGAAACCCCACCUUAUUCCUGUCGCUGAUUUAACCCAAUGCGACCACGGUACACUUCCUUUUCCUAUGCACUGCUCUGACCCGGCGCCAGGCGAGAGGUUCUUCUUCUCUCACACAGGCAAAAGUUUUAAAGUUUUUGUUUUAAAGAAAGUAAAAAAAAAAAACGGAAGCAGAGGUUAGAAACGGUAAUCCGGACUUGUGGAGGCACGCUGCGAUGUAGCGGUCAUUGGGAAGAGUCCGGCCCCCAGAGCGAAGGGCAGUGCGCUCCUCCACAGACCUGGGCGCUUCUGAAGGAGAUGCUGCGGGAAGUGUCCCGGUCAUGAAGGCCAGCGGGACCGACGCACCGUAACGUCCCGUGUGUGUGUGUGUGGCCGCGCUGUGAACAUAAGCUGCACCGCUCCGCAAGGUUCCAGCAUGCAAGAGGAAAGACACCUGUCCCGCACCCCCACUCCCAACGGGAGGCCCUGCCGUUCCUCGUCUGGUUACGUUGCCGGCAGAGUGAUGCCCGCCUGCCCCCCUCCGUCCCCCGGAGUGACCAGCCACUCCGUGCAGUGGUCUUCCUCCAAGGCGGGGAACCAAGCCACCUUCAUCGCCAGAGGGAACGAGCAGUGGCGGGAGACCGAGGCAGCGAGGAAGAGGAGGAGGAAAGUGAAGAACAGUCUUGUGUGCGCCGGCAUCUGUCUGGGACUAUUUUUUAUCGUGUUGGCCGUCGUGUUUGGCACCAAUCCCGGUUCCGAGCGAGAUGAGAACUGUCCCGAUCACCAGCUGGGAUUUACAAAUUGGGAUCCAGGACAUAACGAACUGAAGAGAGUUGUCAUCGGAAAGGGCGAUUGGUUCAGACUGGUUUCAUCAGCCACUCUUCAUUCCAUUAUCAUUCAGCAAGGAGGAGUGUUAGUCUUUGCCGACAGCGCCGAUGGUUCCAAAAACAUCUCCCUGAAGUGCAGCUACAUCUUGGUGAGGGAUGGAGGGGAGCUUCACAUCGGAGCCGAGAAGUGCCGCUAUAAAUCUCGAGCCACCAUCACGUUACGCGGCCGAUCCAACGAGGGCGAAUGGUCGCCGAGCUUCGGCAGGAAGUUCCUCGGGGUAGACUCAGGGGGCACGUUGGAACUCCAUGGGGCCCUCAAAACAUCCUGGACGCUUCUGGCCAAGACCUUGCCACCCUCUGGUCUGGAGUUUGGGUCGUACAUUGAGAGGCCGGUCACCCGGGGCUUGAACGUACGUGUAGUUGACCAGGACACUGGGCAGGUGCUGCUGGCAGACCGGUUCGACACACACGACUUUGCCAACGAAAGCAAAAGGCUCCAAAAGCUGCUGCAGUCUCAAGACGUUGGCCGAAUAAUUGCCAUUGCUGUGAGGGACUCUGCUGCCAAGAAUCUCCUUCAACUGACAAAGGACACCAUUCAGGAGUUGCUCGGUAGUGGACUCGUUCAGGACUUGAGUUACAGGCAAGCGUGGGCUCUUGUGGGUGUGAUUGGCGCUGGUAACAUGUCUUGUGAUGAAUCCGUGCGAGACUAUGAGAACCACGAUACAGGAGGCAAAGCCAAAGCCCGCAAGGAGUUUGUCACGGUGGAUGGAGUGAGGUUUGCAGUAUCUGCCUCGAGUCAGUGGAAGAAAGGGAUUCCGCAGGCUGAGUUCCAGGUUAACGUGUCUGAGGGCUUUGUGUUGGAUCUGCUGGAUGAGGUGCAAGGCUGGGAGAUGGGUGAUCGGCUGGUCGUGGCCAGUACUGACUACUCCAUGCACCAGGCCGAGGAGUUUACUGUUCUUCGUUGCCCGGAGUGCACAUCUCGGCAGACCAUGGUCACGGGAAAGGCUCAAUUCCUACAUGUGGGGGAAAUCAUGGAUGGGAUAGACAUGAGGGCGGAGGUGGGAAUGCUGACAAGGAACAUCGUCAUUGAGGGGGAGAUGGAGGAUUCCUGCUAUGGGGACAACUGGUGUCAGUUCUUUAAGCAUGAUACAUUUGGAGGCCAUUUGAAGAUUUUGAAGAACUUCACGUCUGUCCAUCUCUCCAAUGUGGAGCUGGUACAUAUGGGUCAACAGGUGAUGGGCAGUUACCCUGUGCACUUUCACCUCUGUGGGGACGUGGAUAAACUUGGUGGCUACUCAUCGCCGACCUACGUGGACAGCAUUGCAAUCCACCAUUGCUUCUCCCGAUGUGUGACAGUUCAUGCAACCAAUGGCUUGUUGGUUAGAGACACUGUUGGCUAUGACACGCUCGGGCAUUGUUUUUUCUUGGAGGAUGGGAUUGAAGAGAGGAACGUUCUUUUCCACAACCUGGGGCUUGUCACCAAACCCGGCACCCUCCUGCCCACAGACAGGAACGACGCCAUGUGCUCCUCGAUUCUCAAUAAUGUUUACGGCAACUACAUCCCUGUCCCAGCGACUGACUGCAAGGCUGUCUCCACUUUCUGGGUGGCCAAUCCCAACAAUCAUCUCAUUAACAAUGCUGCUGCAGGAUCUCAGGAUACUGGGAUAUGGUACCUGUUCCAUAAAGGUCCUACAGGAGAAUCCCAUGGAUUGCUCAUUGAAACCAAAGCUGAACUCACACCAUUGGGCACAUUCUACAACAACAGGGUCCAUUCCAACUUCAAGGCUGGACUGUUCAUUGACAAGGGAGUGAAAGUUUCCAAUGCCAGUGCUGAUGACCCGAGGGAAUAUCUCUGUUUAGACAACAGUGCCAGGUUCCGGCCUCACCAGGAUGCUGAUCCACAGAAGCCACGGAUUGCUGCCCUCAUCGACCGGUUGAUAGCUUUCAAAAACAAUGACCACGGAGCCUGGGUGCGAGGAGGAGACAUUGUAUUCCAGAACUCUGGGUUUUCUGACAAUGGAAUUGGCUUGUCCUUCGCCAGUGAUGGAAGUUUCCCAAAGGAUGAAGGUUCAAGUCAAGUCGUCUCGGAAUCCUUGUUCGUUGGUGAAAGUGGGAAUUAUGGAUCUCAAGGAGGCCAAAACAAAUACUGGGGGGUUGGUGGAGUGGAAGGAAAAAAUCGCACGUUGCCCAGGGACAAGACCUUUCCAAUACGAGGCUUUCAGAUUUAUGAUGGACCCAUUCACGUUACCAAGACAACCUUCCAAAACUACAUGGCAACACCGGUUAGGUUCACCAGUGCCAUAGGAUUCUUUCUGAAGAACCCUUGGCAACUGACUCCCAAGAACAGCUUCUCUUUGUUGAAAUUUGACACAAAGGUGGCUCUGCGAGUGUUUUUUGGCAAGCCAGGCCCGUGGUUUGAGGGCUAUGACUUUGACGGCGACAAGAACGAGAUCUUCCACGAUGUCGAUGGCUCAGUGACUGGUUACAAGGACACGUACGUGAGCCGGAUGGACAACUUCCUGGUCCAGCAUCCGGGCUGCAAGAACGUCACAUCCUGGUUUGGCUCCGUCUGCAGUGGGAAAUAUGCUCAGGUUUAUAUCCAGACUCGUCGACCCCAGAACCUAACCAUGACCAUUGUAAGAGACGAAUAUCCCAAACACCCCAUGACGCUUCGCGGCAUCAACCAGCGUGCGGACUUUCAGCAAUAUCAGCCCGUGGUGAUGCUCGAGAAAGGCUACACAAUCCAUUGGAAUGGCCGUGCGCCAGAGGAAACCUUCCUCUAUCUGAUAAACUUUAACAAAGGAGACUGGAUUCAAGUAGGUCUCUGCUACCCAAAAGGAUCUGACUUCCAGAUUAUGGCUGACAUCUACCAAAGGCAAAACUCAACCGCUCACAGUGUGGAGGAUUUCCAGAAGGUUGCUUCUCUUGAAGAACUGCAGAACAAACCAGGGCAGAGAAAAUACUACUUUGACAAUGGUGCUGGGUUGCUGUUUCUAAUGCUCCAGGCCCGGCAAGAUCGGGAGGGCCACAGCUACUGCUCUACUCAGGGCUGCGAGCGGGUCAAGGUGGCCGCUGUGAUGACAACUCAGGGAGUGAGCAACUGCAUGCCCGCUGCUGACCCCACCUACUCCGUGACUCCCAAAGCCACUGUCGCAAUGCCGCCACCAAGCUCGGGGAAAUGUGAAGGCUGUGGAGCAUCUCGGCUGGCAUUUACAAGCGACCCCUACCAAACCUACCUCCGUGUGCAGAUCCAAUCACUUGGGAAAACUGGGACUCAGCAAGGCCAGGAAACGUCCUUCAUUUCUGUGAACGGCACCAAGUUCUCAUUUGGGGAUAAAUUUUACAUGGUCACGGUCGAUGCCUGCAGUGGAAUGGUUACUCAAAAUGUAUCCUUCGCCAAAGCUGAUGCAGUCAUGGCCAAUUAUCUGGAGAAUGGGAUCUCAGCAAGGUCAAUUGUUUUAUUAGGUUCAAAAGACACCAUCGGUGGGGAUGUUGAUGCUAUUUCCAAAAAACUGGUCGCACUGGGCACUGCCAAACCUGCACAACUUCAUAAAAGAGAGAGCAUUGCCUUCUUUGGAUACAGAGGGAACUCUCGACCGCUGUGGACUCGCCUCUACAGCAGCCCUGCUGGGCAGGGUCUGCCACUUCUCGAAAAGUACAUUCCUUUACAACUGGAAGACUAUGGCUGCACUAUGGUUAACUCCGUCCAAAGAAAAGAACUAGAACUUUUACACAAAGCUUUACAGUGAAUAUCAGUCUGAAUAAAUGUGACCUAAUUUAUUUUA